AUCAGUUUAUAAUCUAGUUCAAUAUGUCCGACACUGCUACCACCACUAAGGUAUUUGACCACGAAGAAGUCGCAAAACACACCUCCCAUGAUGACUUAUGGGUUGUUCUUAACGGAAGAGUAUACGACAUUUCACAAUACAUAGAUGAACAUCCAGGUGGAGAAGAAGUUAUACUCGAUGUUGCUGGUGGUGAUGCCACUGAAGCUUUCGAUGAUAUUGGUCAUUCUGAUGAAGCACAUGAAAUUUUAAAGAAAUUAUACAUUGGUGAUUUGAAGGGUGCUGCUCCAAAGGAAGCUAAGCACGCUCAAAGUUCUCAAAGUACUGGUGACCAACAAGGUUUGAAUUUCCCAUUGGUUGCCGUUUUCGUCUUAUUGCUUGCCUAUGCUGCCUACUACCUUAAGAGUCAACUUAAGUAGAUUUCUGAUUAGAGAAGAAACAAAUGUAAAAUAGAGAAGGAGAAUCAAGUUAUCAAAUCAACUACACUUAUCAACAUAAUUAUGUACAACUGGAGAAUCUGACAAUAUAGCCUUCAGAUCCUGGUUUCAGGCUUAUGCCAGUAUAUUUUUUUUUUCAAUUCUUGACUCUCUUUAUAGUAUAAUAUAAGUUAUAACAAAUAUGG
This is a messenger RNA of Spathaspora passalidarum NRRL Y-27907, 619 nucleotides long. RefSeq names its product Cyb5p (gene CYB5). Gene Ontology annotation, biological process: sterol biosynthetic process. Gene Ontology annotation, cellular component: endoplasmic reticulum membrane; intracellular membrane-bounded organelle. Lineage: Eukaryota; Fungi; Ascomycota; Pichiomycetes; Serinales; Debaryomycetaceae. Gene Ontology annotation, molecular function: heme binding. The record is from RefSeq and is a predicted model, not a curated record. Bases 24 to 416 code for a protein of 130 amino acids. The transcript has a single exon.